AUGUCCGGGACGGACGGCAAGGAUGGUGCCCGAGUCGACCUGCCCCGCUCAUCCAAACGUUUCGGCCCUGACAGCUCUCACGGGCGAUCCAAUCCUUUCAACGCCAUAUCUCCGCUGUCCGGCGGCGUAUCAUCCCCGUCCACUAAUGCGUCGUCCGCCUUCGGUCUAGGAUCUGGCGCUUUCGCCUCGUUUGGCGCCCCGAAGACCCCAGGUGGCACAUCGGAUAUGAAAACUCCUGGAGAGAAGCGGGAUAUAUCCGGUGAUCACGAGGAGGCGGCCGGGACUAAAGCGCUGGCGAACCCUCCAACCUCCGGUCCUGGGGAACACCCGCUCAAGGCUACCUGGAUUGUCUGGUACCGCCCUCCGACCCCCAAGUACUCCGAUUACGAGAAGUCCACGGUGCCACUGGCGUCGAUAUCAUCAGUGGAGAGCUUUUGGGCGGUGUAUUCUCAUCUGAAGCGGCCAUCGCAGCUGCCCACAGUGUCUGACUACCACAUUUUCAAGAAGGGCAUUCGCCCGGUGUGGGAAGAUGAGGCUAACAAGCGAGGUGGAAAGUGGAUUGUUCGGUUGAAGAAGGGUGUCGCGGACCGGUACUGGGAGGAUCUGCUGCUGGCCAUGGUGGGCGAUCAGUUCGCGGAGGCUGGCGAUGAGGUCUGUGGUGCCGUGUUGAGCGUACGAGGUGGCGAGGAUGUGUUGAGUGUGUGGACUAAGAUCGAUGGCGGUCGGAACAUUAAGAUCAGAGAAACGAUAAAGCGCCUGCUCGCCUUCCCACUGGACACCAACAUCGUCUGGAAGAGCCAUGAUGACAGCAUUGCUCAACGGUCCGCCAUUGACCAAGCACGUCACGAGAAGGCUACGGCCGGUAACUCUGGAAGCCAUAUCGGAACAGAACGACGACGCACUGGCCAUGAGGAAUCGGACAAAGGCAAGGGAACCAGUUUGUGA
Molecule: messenger RNA, 945 nt
Organism: Penicillium macrosclerotiorum
Lineage: Eukaryota; Fungi; Ascomycota; Eurotiomycetes; Eurotiales; Aspergillaceae
Product: eukaryotic translation initiation factor 4E
Exons: 2
Coding region: 1-945 (314 amino acids)
Biological process (GO): translational initiation
Cellular component (GO): eukaryotic translation initiation factor 4F complex; cytoplasm
Molecular function (GO): RNA 7-methylguanosine cap binding; translation initiation factor activity
Source: RefSeq, a predicted model, not a curated record